Brassica napus (rape) is the source of this 1111-nucleotide messenger RNA. RefSeq names its product WAT1-related protein At5g47470. Gene Ontology annotation, cellular component: plasma membrane. Lineage: Eukaryota; Viridiplantae; Streptophyta; Magnoliopsida; Brassicales; Brassicaceae. Gene Ontology annotation, molecular function: transmembrane transporter activity. The record is from RefSeq and is a predicted model, not a curated record.
AUGCAGUUUUUUUCCGUCAAACUUUAUCAAUCGAUUUCUGAGAUGAAGAUGGUGAUUAUAGGAGGAUUAGUAAUGGUACAAUUUGUAUACGCAGGCAACUCUUUGCUCAUGAGUUAUUUGAUGUCACUCAGUCUCGGUCCUUUGACCAUUGUCAUCUUCUCUACCUUUGCCACUUUCCUAAUCCUCUCCCCUUUUGCCAUUCUCUUCGAAAGGAAGCAAUGGCCAGAUGAGCUCAGCCCGAGGCUGAUUGGUAAACUAGUUCUGAUCUCCUUUGCAGGGGUUACUCUGUUCCAGACUCUGUUUCUGGAAGGAAUCAGGUUGACAUCACCAGCAAUGGCCACAGCGAUGCCUAAUCUCGCUCCUGGUCUCAUAUUUUUCAUCGCUUGGAUGGUUAGGUUAGAGAAGAUGGAUAUGAAAUGUGUGUACAGCAAACUGAAGAUCUUAGGGACGUUAUUGUGCGUAUUCGGUGCUUUAACAAUGAGCUUAAUGCACAGCGCUUCGAUCAUACAAGAUGAAAAAGAUAAUGCUUCAAUAUUCGUGUUUGAUCGUGAUAGAGUCGUGGGAUGCAUGUACCUUCUCGGAGCUGUCUUUAUCUUAUCCUCCAACGUUGUUCUUCAGGCAUCGACAUUGGCAGAGUUUCCAGCACCAAUAUCGUUAAGUGCAAUAACGUCAUUGAUAGGAGUGGUGAUAACAACAAUGUUACAGUUAUUACAAAACCCGAACACUAAAGUAGUUACAAGAUCAUUAAUUAGCAUCAGUAACCUCGUUGGUUUUUCUCUUCUGGGAGGGAUGGUGAGUGGAGCAUGUGUUAGUUUCAAUGGUUGGGCGAUGAAGAAGCGUGGACCGGUUAUGGUAUCAAUGUUUAGUCCUAUCGCUACCGUUAUUUCGGUUGGCUUAUCCGUUGUUACGUUAGGAGAACCCGUUAGAAUUGGAAGUGUGGGAGGGAUGGCGUUGAUGUUUAUAGGACUGUACCUUGUGUUGUGGGCUAAAGGCAAAGAAGGAUUCUCACAGAUUGAUAGUUUUGAGAGUGAGUAUGACCCUAAGAAGCCUCUAUUGUCUUGAAUCUUGAUCACCUUUUCAUUAUUAUUUACAUUUUCCCCCUAUCAUUUCA